Molecule: messenger RNA, 1471 nt
Organism: Erythranthe guttata (spotted monkey flower)
Lineage: Eukaryota; Viridiplantae; Streptophyta; Magnoliopsida; Lamiales; Phrymaceae
Gene: MC1
Product: metacaspase 1
Biological process (GO): proteolysis
Cellular component (GO): cytoplasm
Molecular function (GO): cysteine-type endopeptidase activity
Source: RefSeq, a predicted model, not a curated record
UGGAAAAAAAAUUCACGCGUAAAAUCAAAAUCAAAAUCCUUUACAACAAAUUCUCCUCGCCGCCUUCUAGAAUCUCCGAUUGAUCUUCUCCGCCGUAGUUAGCUUCAAAUUGUCGAUUCCCACCGCUAUGUACAUGUUAGUCAACUGCUCCGGCUGUCGCACUCCGUUGCAGUUGCCGCCGGGGGCCCCAUCGAUACGAUGCGCUAUUUGUCAGGCCGUCACUAAUAUAGGCGAUCCUCGCCACGCGCCGACGCCGCCGCCUGCCGGACCCCCUGCUCCGCCGUCCCCGUACUCCCACGCCCCGCCUGGGCCGCCGCCAAACCCUCACGGCCGUAAGAAGGCUGUGAUCGUCGGCAUAUCGUACAAGUACUCCCGCCACGAGCUGAAAGGGUGCAUUAAUGACGCUAAGUGUAUGAAGCAUCUUCUGACCAAUAAGUUUCGCUUUCCGGAAUCUUCUAUUCUCAUGCUAACUGAAGAAGAAACUGACCCCUAUAGACUUCCAACCAAGCAUAACAUGCGGAUGGCAUUGUUUUGGCUCGUACAAGGUUGUCAGCCAGGAGAUUCUUUGGUGUUCCAUUAUUCUGGUCAUGGUUCGCGGCAGAGGAACUAUAAUGGAGAUGAAGUUGAUGGAUAUGAUGAAACCUUGUGUCCACUUGAUUUCGAAACACAGGGUAUGAUUGUCGAUGACGAAAUCAAUGCAUCUAUUGUCAGACCUCUACCUCGUGGAGUUAAGCUUCACUGCAUCAUAGAUGCUUGUCAUAGCGGAACAGUUCUGGAUUUACCGUUUCUUUGCAGGAUGAACAGGAGUGGGCAGUAUGUAUGGGAGGAUCACCGCCCUCGAUCAGGCGUAUGGAAAGGAUCCAACGGUGGUGAAGCAAUUUCCUUCAGCGGCUGUGAUGAUGAUCAAACCUCAGCCGACACCUCCGCUUUGUCAAAAAUCACUUCUACGGGUGCAAUGACUUUCUGCUUUAUACAAGCCAUCGAGCGCGGGCAUGGGGCUACGUACGGGAGUAUUCUAGCUGCAAUGCGCACCGCAAUUAGAGAUGCUGGAAGUUCUACAGGUCCUGAUCUUGGUGGUGGUAUGGUGACAUCACUUCUGACCAUGCUUAUUACAGGAGGUAGUGGAGGUGGUGUUGGUGGAUUGAGACAGGAGCCACAACUAACUGCUAUCGAACCUUUCGACGUGUACGCGAAGCCAUUUUCCUUAUGAUUAUAUACAGAGACGGAACCUGUAUUUUUGCAUUCGCAUCACAUCUAGGGGCGCGACAAUUUUUCGAUGCUCGAAAAAUAACCUAUAUUAUAUAUGAUUGGUUUGGGUGGUGUUUUUUCAGAAAUGUGGAAUAUGCUGUAAUAUUUACUUAGGAUUGUGUAUUUGUUUGUAGGAACAAUAUAUUAUGUAUUCUUGAUUGGGACAAACAGUAUGUGACAAUACAUUGUUCAACUUUAUUUUGAAAUAUUUUAUUAAUUUAAC